GCUUCGCCACUGAGGGCGCCUUGUUCAUGACGCCAUGGCUGCGCGUGCCCCACGGGCCCCACGGGCUGGCGCGCGCAGUGUGCGACAAGCGCAAGAUCAUCUGUCGCGAACAGAGGAGGCACAUCGACAGCGUAUGCUUCCGCCGGUGCCCAAUGAUGGUUACCCCUUGAGGCCACUCCGAAAUGCAGAGAGUAGCUCCAAAGAGGGCAGCUCCACUCCCCGAGCGAACGGCGAAGGCGACGCAGGGCGAUGCCUGCGCAGCAGCAACUCUUUACCUCCGAUCAGCGAUCGCAUGGCCAGAUCCGCGCCAGCAGGCUUGGACCUUUCGCAGCCGGAGACGGUUGAAGAACCAGGUGUGACCUUCAGUGCGCGCGGUGACGAAUUGGAGGAUGACCUCGAAGAGGACCUGCGUGAACUGGAAGAGCUCGCGGCACACCUGGCGCAAGAAGGUGAGGCCGAACCGAGGCCUUACACGGGUGAGAUUGAAUCCACCACAGCGCCUGGGAGCCAAGUGAAUACCACCCUGGUCGAGCUGAAAAGGCAGGUGUAA
Molecule: messenger RNA, 550 nt
Organism: Cladocopium goreaui
Lineage: Eukaryota; Dinophyceae; Suessiales; Symbiodiniaceae
Source: the annotation of a GenBank genome assembly